Penaeus indicus is the source of this 1433-nucleotide messenger RNA. RefSeq lists its product as uncharacterized. The transcript has 3 exons. The coding region runs from base 27 to 857 and encodes 276 amino acids. Lineage: Eukaryota; Metazoa; Arthropoda; Malacostraca; Decapoda; Penaeidae. The record is from RefSeq and is a predicted model, not a curated record.
UUGGUUCUGACUAUAGAUUGAGAGCCAUGAGGUUUACUUGUGCUUUGGUCGCGACGGCGUCGGUGAUGGCGCUGGCCUGCCUGGCUUCGGCCUCUCCCGGCGGAGGCUACGGCGGAAGUAGAGGCAGCGGCGGAGGCCAAGGAGGAGGCUUUGGAUUCGGAGGCCGACCCACCGGGGGCUUCGGAGGCUUCGGAGGAGGCUUCGGUGGCGCUGCAGGAGGUUUCAGUAGUUUUAGCGGAGGUUUCAGCAGUUCUGCCGGAGGCUUCGGAAGCAGUCACGGCGGCGCCGGCGGAGGUUUCGGGGGUUCGAAUACAGGGUUCGGGGGUUCCAGCGGAGGCGUGGGGGGUUCCAAUGCGGGUUUCGGUGGAAGCACCGGAGGUUUCGGAGGUUCUAGUGGCGGCCACGGAGGUUCGAACGCAGGAUUCGGCGGAAGCACCGGAGGUUUCGGCGGAAACACCGGAGGCUUUGGCGGCAACUCAGGUGGUUUCGGCGGUUCUCAGGGAGGCUUCGGCGGUUCAAGUGGCGGCCACGGAGGCUCAAACGCAGGAUUCAGCGGAAACACCGGAGGCUUCGGCGGAUCUCAGGGAGGUUUCGGCAGUACCGCUGGAGGCUUCAGCGCUUCAAGUGGAGGUUUCAGCAGCGCCAGCGGUGGUUUCGCCAGUGCCAGUGGAGGCUUCAGCAGCUCGAGCGGAGGUUUCAGCAGCUCGAGCGGGGGCUUCGGUGGCGCCAGCGGAGGUGGAAGCGGCGGCAGCGUGGGGGCUUCACCAAGUGGCAGCGGGAGUGUGCCCAUCCCCGCAGUCAUCGGAAGCCCGGUUAGCAACGGCGUGAACGUGGGAUAUCAACUCCCACACGCGUAAUCAGACAUGUACUGAGAUCAUAUGCUACGAGGAGGAGGAGGAUGUUAGCAAACGUUUCGCAGACCACAUUUGUUUUUCUUUUGUUUUCUUUUGAGAGAAGCGUGAAACUCUUAAGAUAUAUAUAUAUUUUUUUUUUUGGAAACGUUACAUGUCAGUGCGUAUACUUUUUUUUUCUAAUUAUGAUUGUAAUCUGCCUGGGAGACACACACGCAAACAAACAUUUUGAAUGCUGAUGAAACGUUUUCCCUGAAAGACACAAUACACAAUAACAAACGUUUUUCAAUUCACUUGGACUACUUUAACCUUUUAUCCACAAGCAUAACAUGUAAUAAUGUAUUUUAUUAUUCUUUUUAUUUUUUUAUUAUUAUUAUUUUUUUUUUUUUAUCUUUUUUUUCUCUUUCUUUUGGAACAACCAGAAUCUACCUGGAAAUAUACAUGUCAACAAACGUUUUUUUUAGCUCAUAAACAUUUCAUUAACUGUUAUAGAUAACACUAGCUACGAUUUCUAUUUAUUGUUUCCUCUGUAACUGUAACUGGUGUUUGUAUCUGCUUAAUUACAAUAAAUUAUUGAUGUAA